Messenger RNA from Durusdinium trenchii, 1716 nucleotides. The record is from the annotation of a GenBank genome assembly. Lineage: Eukaryota; Dinophyceae; Suessiales; Symbiodiniaceae.
AUGUCGAAGUCGCCAGGUGAGAAGGGCAGUGUGCCCCUGAACUUCCUCCACAUCCUCGUGGGCCGCGAUGCCUUCACCUCCGUCACGGAGCGGUCUGACCGGGUGACCGGCGGAAUCUCCGCGGACCGCACGCUCUUCUACAACACCGACGGGGAGCUGAAGAAGGCGCCGCCCUUCGGGACCUUCGGGCAGGCAUUGAAGGAAUGCCAAGAGAUGUUCGCUCGAAAGGCUGAACUCCUCAAGACCGCGGGUGUGGGGGAAAUCUGUGUGGUCCGGGGGCCCGAGCGAAUGGGCGCGAAUGGGCGCGAGUGGCGAGAAGAUUACAGUAUUCAAAGCAAUGACGCAAAGGAGUGCCAAGAACAAGAUCACUGCUGGGAAAGGCUUGACAACAAGAAGGGCACUCCUGCAGAUGAGCUUCUGCCCUUUCGGGUCAUGACCUUGGCCAAGAAUGCGUACGUGAUACAAGAGAGGGAAUGGGGCUGGGGAGAAGGUUGUGCCAUUUGCAGAAGUCAGUUGCAAGCGUUGCCACAGCCUCCCCGCUAUCCUCGCUUCGGCAAGUUCGCGCUGGACCCCGACACCGAGGAGCCGGUGACGAGCACCGUGGUGCAAGUGGACUUUGAUGGUGAUCCGGCGGAGGGCAUCGUGCCUUAUUUGGUUGAGCUUGACAGUGGUGGAGAGGUCCUGGCGCCCAAGGAUACGGCCGAGCUGGUCGUGGCCGCUGGGCAACAGCCAGCAGAGCCCUGGCACGUGACGCAGGCUCGUGGCUCGGAGCAGCGUGAGCUCCGGCGAAGGGGCAUGGAGUACGCUGGCCAAGCUAAACACCCAGCUUUGUUCCAGCCGAGUCAACUGCACCGGUGGCUCCUACCAAGCUUCCUGGAGGCCACCAGUGCUUGGCGCAGCUCCGGACAACCGGAGCAACUGCAGAUCCGGCGGCUGCCGAACGUGCGGCUGGAGACUGAAGGCAUCGUCUCCUUCGACUGUUUCACCCAGGAGUUCUGCAAGAUGCUCUUGGAGGAAGUUCUCAACUACCAGGCGCGCGCAGAGGUACCCCGGAGUCCGUCGACUGCGAGCAACUAUGGCCUUGUGCUCAACGAGAUUGGCCUCAAGCCGGUCUUUUCUGCGCUGCUGGAGGAGCAUCUCCUGGGCAUUGCUACACGGCUCUUCGGGCCCAUCGAGUUGCAGGAUGCUUUCACGGCAGGAUCUCAGGGAUUCGAACAUUGGGGCGGCGACAGCUUGUCGGCACACCACACCUUUGUGGUGAGGUAUCAGCCGGACGAGGACCGGUCAUUAGACAUGCACGUGGACGAGUGUGACGUGACCUUCAAUUUUGGUCUCACCAACUCGGACGACUUCCGAGGCAGUGAUUUGGCCUUCUGUGGGAUGUUAGGAUCCGAGGAGCACCGAAAGCACCUGCACACCUACAAGCACCGCUGCGGUCGCUGCGUGGUGCAUUUGGGCAAGCGGCGGCAUGGCGCGCUGGCGAUCUCCUCGGGUCGCCGGAUGAGCCUGAUCAUGUGGUGCAAGAGUCCUGUGUUUCGGCAGUCGGACGAGUACUUGCUGCGCCGUUUCGCACCCAGAACCCGAAAGCGGCCCCGGUCACCGGACCGCGUUUGCCUCUCCCACGAGCACGACUCCGACUACGAAGAAAAGCUCGAACGGCUCAGCCGGCAGCGCGGCGAACCGCGGCGGUUUCGAGGUUCAACAGCCGGCCAAUGA